AUGAGGCAUCUAUUGGAUAAAGCUGAUUCAGAAAUCAGAAUAUACAAGCUAGCUGCUAACAAUCUGGUAUCAAAGCUACCGAUCUACGGCAGGAACUCUGGAUUUGGCAUCGCAUCCUCAUUUCACACGCUUCCAGAGAUCCCAGGGAGCGAUGGAGCCCAACGUCAAGUCCGCGUUCGAGCAGAUCCUGAGCCGCCUCGACUCCAUCGACGAGCGAUCCAGGCGCAAGAGGAGCGCACCACCGCGCUCGAUGUCCGCGUCACUUCGCUGGAGAAGGUCUGCCACACGCAGGCCCACGCCGCCGUCCUCUUCGACGUCCGCGUGCAGGACUUCGAGCAGCGGAUCGCGGAGGCGGAGCUGCGGAUGGGGGAUCUCGAACUGAUCCACGUCUACGAACUCCGGGACGAGCGCGACGAGAGGGUCUCAACCCUGGAGUCUGCGGCGGCGGUGCUAGAAGAUUGGCGGCCGUUCGUGGACGGAACGCUCGACGACAUCCGUCUGGAGAUCAAGCGCCUCAAGGACAAGGUUUCCACCCACCAUUUCAUCAGCACUGCUGCUCGUUGGCUUCAGUCCAUUGAGCGUAACCUCCCUCAUGAUUGGCAAACCUUCUGUCGCAUGAUCCACCAACGAUUUAGCUGCGAUCAACAUGAACUUCUCAUCCGCCAGCUCUACCAUAUUAAGCAGCUCACUACUGUCCAAGACUACAUUGAGCGCUUUACCACAUUAGUUGAGCAGCUUUCAGCCUAUGCCAAUCCUGAUCCCCUCUACUAUACAACUCGGUUCAUCGACGGCUUGCGACAUGAUAUUCGUUCCAUUGUUAUGGUGCAACGUCCUGGCGACUUGGACUCUGCCUGCACUCUUGCUCUGUUACAGGAGGAGGCUCUGGACCCCGGUCCCCGGAGGGAGUUCAAGAAGUCCGACAAUUCUAUUUUCAACAAGUCGGCAAACAUCAAGGGAGCAUUGCCAAUGCCACCACCAAUUCCUCGUCCUCAUGUCACCAAUGAUGAGAAGAAGGCCCAACAUGCUGUGACCGGUGCCUCCACUGAUGAUAAGCUCUCAGCAGUGCGGACUUACAGGAAGGCACGUGGACUGUGCAUCAGGUGUGGUGAUAAAUGGCAGCCGGGCCAUAAGUGCAAUCUACAACUACAUGUGCUGCAAGAAUUCUUUGAUCUCUGUCAUGAGGAUUACCAGGAACCUGAUACUGCUUGUGAUCAGUCUCCGGAUGAUGAGGGUCAGCUAAACAUGCUAUUGUCUGCCGCAGCCACUUCUGGUCAGUUGUCUAGUCGCACUCUGCAGUUCCUGGGUGUUCUGGGUGGCAUUGAGGUAGGCAUAUUGGUUGACUCCGGCAGUAGCCAUUCGUUCCUCAGUUCAUCUAUUGCAGCUCAGCUUGCCAUUGUCACACAUACUUCCCGGCCAAUCUCAGUACGUCUAGCUGACGGGGGUACAAUGCAGUGUACUGAAGAAUUGUCUGCUGCAGAAUGGUCAGUACAAGGAUAUUCAUUCCACUCAAACUUCAAGAUACUUCCUCUCAGUUCCUUUGACAUGAUAGUGGGCAUGGAUUGGCUUGAAGCCUUUUCUCUGAUGAAAAUUCAUUGGUUGCAGCGCUGGAUUUCUCUACCUUAUGGCCGUUCCACUGCUGUACUGCACGGGUUUCUUCAGCGCCGCAUGCAUCCUCGUGGCUCUGGUUCGGUUGCUGAAGUUCUGGUCAAGUGGUCUGGCAUCUCUGAAGAACUAUCCACCUGGGAAGAUGUCGACCACCUGAAGCAGCUCUUUCCGUUUGCUCCGGCAUGGGGACAUGCCGGGUCCCAAGGGAAGGGGAGUGUCAUCAAGCCCCAUACUCCGGCCCAGCCCAAGGAAGUCAAGAACUGA
This is a messenger RNA of Miscanthus lutarioriparius, 1869 nucleotides long. The record is from the annotation of a GenBank genome assembly. Lineage: Eukaryota; Viridiplantae; Streptophyta; Magnoliopsida; Poales; Poaceae.